GUCCCCAGAGGAAGCUGGAACGGAUGAGCAAGCUCAUUUCCCCCGAGACGGCUGGGAGAGCAGCCUCAAGGUUACCCUGCGGUUUCGUUCACAGAAGUGGAAGCGUGCACCAGCUCAGUACAGAGCAGGAGAACCGGGGCACCGGGCCUGCAGAUUGCUUGGCAUGUCUGACAGACUGCCAAGAGUGAGAGUGUUUUUCGGGUGGGUUCUUCAGUUUGGAGGUCGGCCAUCCACUGACCUUGUGUCCAAGCCAUAGCCCGCAGAGGCAGGGUCCUUUCCUGAGGAGGAGGAUGCUGGCUAAAGCGGAACCCUUUGCUCUCCUGACUUCAAGGAUCAUGCGUCCUGAUGACGCCAACGUGGCUGGCAAUGUUCACGGAGGGACCAUUCUGAAGAUGAUUGAGGAGGCGGGAGUCAUCAUCAGCACCCGGCACUGCAACAGCCAGAAUGGGGAGCGCUGUGUGGCUGCUCUGGCCCGGGUGGAACGCACUGACUUCUUGUCGCCCAUGUGCAUUGGCGAGGUGGCUCAUGUCAGUGCAGAGAUCACCUACACGUCCAAGCAUUCUGUGGAAGUCCAGGUGCACGUGAUGUCGGAGAACAUCCUCACAGGUACCAAAAAGAUGACCAAUAAGGCCACCUUGUGGUAUGUGCCCCUGUCACUGAGGAAUGUGGACAAGGUCCUGGAAGUGCCUCCUAUUGUGUAUUUGCGGCAGGAGCAGGAGGAGGAGGGCCGGAAACGCUAUGAAGCCCAGAAACUGGAACGCAUGGAAACCAAGUGGAGGAACGGGGACAUCGUCCAGCCUGUGCUGAACCCAGAGCCGAACACAGUGAGCUACAGCCAGUCCAGCCUGAUCCACCUGGUGGGGCCCUCAGACUGCACCCUUCAUGGCUUCGUGCACGGAGGUGUCACCAUGAAGCUCAUGGACGAGGUGGCCGGAAUUGUGGCCGCACGCCACUGCAAGACCAACAUAGUCACAGCUUCUGUGGAUGCCAUCAAUUUUCACGACAAAAUCCGGAAAGGCUGUGUCAUCACCAUCUCUGGACGCAUGACCUUCACGAGCAAUAAGUCCAUGGAGAUUGAGGUCCUGGUGGAUGCCGACCCUGUGGUGGACAACUCACAAAAGCGCUACCGGGCCGCCAGUGCCUUCUUCACCUAUGUGUCCCUGAACCAGGAGGGCAAGCCGCUGCCUGUGCCUCAGCUUGUGCCCGAGACGGAGGAUGAGAAGAAGCGCUUCGAAGAAGGCAAAGGCCGUUACCUGCAGAUGAAGGCGAAGCGACAGGGCCUCACAGAGCCUCAGCCCUAGGCGCCGCUCUGUCCUG
Messenger RNA from Acomys russatus (golden spiny mouse), 1317 nucleotides. RefSeq names its product acyl-CoA thioesterase 7 (gene Acot7). The record is from RefSeq and is a predicted model, not a curated record. Gene Ontology annotation, biological process: acyl-CoA metabolic process; palmitic acid biosynthetic process. The coding region runs from base 291 to 1301 and encodes 336 amino acids. Gene Ontology annotation, molecular function: long-chain fatty acyl-CoA binding. Gene Ontology annotation, cellular component: extracellular exosome; nucleoplasm; cytosol. The transcript is spliced from 9 exons. NCBI's taxonomy places the organism in Eukaryota, Metazoa, Chordata, Mammalia, Rodentia, Muridae.